AUGCAACGCCACGCCUUCCGUUCGGUGUGCAGCCGGACAAGGCCAGAGCUCGAGCAGGCCUCGGAUGCUCUCCGAAACUAUGCCCGCCAAUUCUCGACUUCACAGAUCCAGGCUGCCGAUGGUCCCAGCGCCCCGAAGCCGGCCGCUCGUCCCGCCCGUCCAGCUCAGGCUGGUGGUCCCAAGGUCCUUGAUAUAAAGAAUUUGCCUAUGCGUGGCCGGGGCGGUCUGAGGGGUCGUGGUGGUCUUCGUGGCGGUCUUCGUGGACGAGGCGGAUUCGCUGGCAGGGGAGGAUCUUCAGCUGGAGAUCGCUCAUCCUCGCCUGUUCGCACUGGGUCGCCCAUGACAAGAGGCCGAGGCGGUUUUGUCGGUAGAGGCCGCGGUGGUGGUGGUGGUGGCCGUGGGCGUGGUGGACGCGGUGGCCGAGGAGGAAGAACCGGUGGUCGAAGGGACGAUGAAGAAAACAAGGAUAGAAACAGGGACCGAAACGAGUUCAACCAACUGGACCCCGAUGAGCAGUCGUUCGACGACAGCAUUCGAUUCGGCAUGCGCUCCGAGUACAGACCAUCCCUCACAAUUGAAUCUAUCAACGAAUUCGCCCCUGCUGCACCAAGCACUAUCUCCGGAAAGUCAGCCACCGUUCUCCAGAACCUAAGCGUCCUCGGCACAGCAGACCACGUCGGUGCGCCACAUGCCUUCCAGGCUAGAUACUACGCCUCCGAGAUCGAAUCCAGUGGUAUUCGCUUCUUCGCCGACCCAGAGGCUAAAAAGGCCGCUGAGGAGCACCUCCAAGAGAAACUCAAGGCCGAAGGCAAGGAGUCUACCGGUCCCAUCAUCACCGACACUGAGGAGUCUAUUCGUCAGGUCAUCACACAGCGAGCUAUCCAGGGUCAGCACGAGACCCCUAAGUUCGCAUCAGACCCCAUUGGAGUGUCUCGCUCAUGGCAUCUCCGAUCUGAGACGUACUCUACCAACGACGUCAACUCGUUCCAGACAAAGUUGACGUCGCUUCUGGAAAAGAAGGGCGCAGCUGGUGGUAAAGGUGGAAAGGCUCGCGCUUAA
Fusarium coffeatum is the source of this 1059-nucleotide messenger RNA. RefSeq lists its product as uncharacterized. The transcript has a single exon. Lineage: Eukaryota; Fungi; Ascomycota; Sordariomycetes; Hypocreales; Nectriaceae. The coding region runs from base 1 to 1059 and encodes 352 amino acids. The record is from RefSeq and is a predicted model, not a curated record.